AUGGAGACUCCUCCUUCUCAAAGGCGCUGUCCUGGGGGUCAUUUUUUUGAGGCUUCCGCCCCCCACCCUUACUGUCCUGGCUGUCGGUCUUGCUCUCUGGAGCAGCCGUGUGAAAUUUGCCGUGCCUGGCAGCCGACUCCUGCCGGUGGUUCUCCCCGCCCGCGAGGGCGUGCAGGUAAGUCGGGUAGGAGGGGUAGGGGUGGGGCGAGGGCUAAGGCUAGGCCUAAGCCCUCGGAGAAUACCAGCGGAAUUCCGACCUCAGUUGAGUCUUCCCUGGGGUUCGUUUCGGCGGUUUCGACCCGUACCUGGGCCGUUGUGAAACAAUUUGUUUCAUUGGACCCGGACCUUUCUCUCACCCACCCCCCCCCUUCCGUUUUGUCGGUCGACGUGGGUGAGGGUUUGGCCUCUGUCCCGGUCACCACGGUGACUAGGGGACAGGGGGGCGGCCUCCUCUCCCAAUUUGUGGUGGGAGGGCAGGUGGCCCAACAUUUCCUUGGGAAUGUUAAACAGGCCAGCCAUGUUGUGUCCGCGGAUGCUUCGGUUGGUGGCCUCCUGCCGGUCCGCUCCACUCCUGAGGGUGUUGGUGUCGGAGACCGGCCCCCGGCAGUUUUGUUUGCUCCCGGGGUUCCUUGCAUCCCUGAUGUAGCCCCUCGCGUGGUGAAGGCGUCUAGCACGCCGUCCACCACUGUGCAGCAUUUGCUGCCCGGUCCGGUGGUAAGUGAUGCCUCGGCCUCGCUAGCCCCGGCUGGAUUUUACAGUGGUGUGAGCACUGGUGUAAAAACCUAUUCUUCCAGCUCUAUCCCUUGUGCCUCCUCCCCAGGUUUUCCUAUGGUAGGUGCCAGCGCAGCUGCGUUUGGUUUUGCCGGUGCACGCUGCUCCCCUUGUGGGGCUUGUUUUACUGGCCCUACAGGUUUUGGCCCUGCUGUAGGUCAGUCUGGGUGGAGUUGGUCAGGGUGGGAAUGGAGGUCAUUGGGGUCAACAGGCUCCUUUUAUGCUCCUCCCCAACCACCGACCGCCUAUGGGCAGUCUUGGGGUUUCUCCCAGCAGGGGGCUUUUCCAGCCGCUCCCCCUCCACCCCAGGGUGGUAUGGGUUUCCAGCCUGGAUAUGCCCCCCCCGCCUUCUUGCCUGCGGCGAUGGGGCCCCCCCUCCAUCCGCCACCGAGCCGUUCGCGCAAGCGUUCGCGCUCCCGGCCAGCUUCUGCUGCCGGUUCAGUCAGGCAGAGACCGCGUGAUGCUAGGGCGGCUGGUCGUGCUGCGUUGGCUCGAGCUCCUAUUUUGGAAUUUGAGUCUACCAGUAACUUCCGCUGUCCGGUGUCAACUCCUACCUUACAGCAGGUUCCAGGGUCUUGUGGUCCUGCUCCUGCUGUUCCUCAGGGACUAUCGAUUGCCCCGAUAGUUCCCUCGGGUAGGUCACGUUCUCUUUCCCCUCCUCGCACCCCUCCCCGGAGGGCGACGUUGAUGGAGGUGGAUUCGGCGGGUGCCUCUCCUAGUGAUGAGAGGGACGUUCUUCGGGGCUCUCCUGGUUGCUCCAAUUUUACGGAGACUCGGGAUGAGGAUAGAGUCGGCGAGUUUACUGACUCUGAUUUAGAGUCGUUGGAUUCGUCUGGGUUGGACUCAGAAGGCCCUUCUGAUGUGUCCCAAUCCCGGCCCCGAGAUGCUGAUCCGGUGCCUCCAGAGGUUUCGGCUUCAUUUCGCACUUUACGUGCAGAAGUUAUGAAGCUUCUGGGGGACGGGGUUUGCCCACGCCCUUCCACGGAUUCGGCCGUCCCGGAGCGCACUUCGCUCCUUCAGAGCAUGUUGCCUCCCCUAGCAUCUGCCUCCUCGGCCUCNUCGAGCUGCGUAUGA
Molecule: messenger RNA, 1845 nt
Organism: Mizuhopecten yessoensis (Yesso scallop)
Lineage: Eukaryota; Metazoa; Mollusca; Bivalvia; Pectinida; Pectinidae
Product: flocculation protein FLO11-like
Exons: 2
Coding region: 1-1845 (614 amino acids)
Source: RefSeq, a predicted model, not a curated record